Molecule: messenger RNA, 1860 nt
Organism: Entrophospora sp. SA101
Lineage: Eukaryota; Fungi; Glomeromycota; Glomeromycetes; Entrophosporales; Entrophosporaceae
Source: the annotation of a GenBank genome assembly
AUGGGUAUGAAAUGCACCUGCAAAUUCAUAUAUGGCGGACGUAAACGUGAGAGAAUCAUCUCUGAAAAUCAUAAAAAUGCGGUAACUUCCUUACGGUUUCUCGCUUUCUCAGAUAAACAAAUAGAAAAACCAGUCGGUUGGGAAUUCUGGAAUUACCAUGACUUGAGCGAAGGUGCGGGAGGCAAAUUCAUUUAUAUGGUUUGGAAUAAGGGGGAAAAUGAGCUAAACCCUAUCAUAGAAAUCGAUUUUUGUGUCAGUGAAAGUAAGGAAAGUUAUGAAAGAAAGGGAAUAUCAAUUUCUAGUUCUCAAGGAUAUUCAGGUGUUUUUAAGAAAUCAAGUUUACGGAUUGUUGAAGAAGAAAACUUUGUCCUGCCAGUUGACGUUGCUUCUGAACAUAAAAGGAUACUUCGUGAACAAGACAGGAAUAUUGAGGAAAUAUAUAACAUGCCUUGUCCUUUGGCUGCCUCAAAUCCUAAAGCAUGGAAGGAAUGUAAUGAAGAUCCCAUUAAGAUUUUUAACUUAAGACCGCCAGAAUGUUGUGGUCUACCAGUAUCUGUUUUUGGCAAGUUUCUUGCAGACUAUCGUAAUGAUGAACUACCUAUACCAAAAAGAAGAUAUAAACAAAUCUCAAAACUAGAAAAAAUCGUUGGACAAAUAUAUCAAAAUGAAACUAAAUGUCAAAAGGCACUUCGUCCUUUUUUUGCUUUUUUAUUUAAUGGAAUUCGACCAGUAUCUAUUGUGACUGAUAACAGUGCUAUUGUUGAUGAUGUAUUGCUUACUGAUAAUACAGAUUUUGGAGAGAAAGCUGCUCCUGUUAUAUGGGAAUACAAAAACGAAAUUGGGACAGUAUCUGUUUUUGGCAAGUUUCUUGCAGACUAUCGUAAUGAUGAACUACCUAUACCAAAAAGAAGAUAUAAACAAAUCUCAAAACUAGAAAAAAUCGUUGGACAAAUAUAUCAAAAUGAAACUAAAUGUCAAAAGGCACUUCGUCCUUUUUUUGCUUUUUUAUUUAAUGGAAUUCGACCAGUAUCUAUUGUGACUGAUAACAGUGCUAUUGUUGAUGAUGUAUUGCUUACUGAUAAUACAGAUUUUGGAGAGAAAGCUGCUCCUGUUAUAUGGGAAUACAAAAACGAAAUUGGGACAGAACAAGACAGGAAUAUUGAGGAAAUAUAUAACAUGCCUUGUCCUUCGGCUGCCUCAAAUCCUAAAGCAUGGAAGGAAUGUAAUGAAGAUCCCAUUAAGAUUUUUAACUUAAGACCGCCAGAAUGUUGUGGUCUACCAGUAUCUGUUUUUGGCAAGUUUCUUGCAGACUAUCGUAAUGAUGAACUACCUAUACCAAAAAGAAGAUAUAAACAAAUCUCAAAACUAGAAAAAAUCGUUGGACAAAUAUAUCAAAAUGAAACUAAACGUCAAAAGGCACUUCGUCCUUUUUUUGCUUUUUUAUUUAAUGGAAUUCGACCAGUAUCUAUUGUGACUGAUAACAGUGCUAUUGUUGAUGAUGUAUUGCUUACUGAUAAUACAGAUUUUGGAGAGAAAGCUGCUCCUGUUAUAUGGGAAUACAAAAACGAAAUUGGGACAGGUGGAAAAGAUCCAACAAUUCAAGGCGGUUGUGAAUAUGCAAAAUAUUGGGCUCAAACAGAUAUUGUCAAGCACCGCAAGUAUUCUUGUUGUCCAUCAAUUGUUCUGGCCAUCGCAGGACCUUGGAUUUGUGUUCUCAGAGCAAUAUAUCUUGAAAAACCUGUGAUCGAGCUGUUAACUGACUUUAUUCUUAUGAUGAACCGGCCUGAAGAUGAUGGUAUAAGAGUGAAACAACUCGCUACACUCUUUGAAGCCUUACCUUUAAUAGAGAAUGAAUGGUAA